UUCCAUUAGCAGGAAUAACUAAGCUACUAACUUGUACCAAAGUUGCUCAUCGCAUUGGAUCGGCUAUCGAGUUUGCCAGAUCGUUCCACAAACGCGCCGGCCAAGCGAGUCGUUCAGAGCAGCAAGUUCAACCAGUCGGAACAGAAGCGUGUUCCCGGUAAGGUUUCUGUCUUGCAUCGGAUUUUAUCUUCCGCGCCCCCCGGAUAAGAAGCGAAACCCAAGGCGAGCCAAGAAUUCUUUUCCUUUCUGUGUGUUUCAAAAUGUAGUGCCAUGAAGUACCAGCAGUGCGUAAUUGAUCUUGCGAUCGUACUGGUUACUUUCCCAGCCUUAGUCGUCGUAGCGCUGCUGUUGGAGUACACGAUGAACCACACCGACUGGGCGGAUCGAUUCGAGUCCCAGGUCAUAGUGCUCGGUUUGGCCGUGGCGUUCUUCGUCAUCUGCAUCAUAGCCGCGCUCUAUCUGACGCACCGGAUCGGGGUCUGCCUCUGGACCGGGCCACUACCCGGAGAGCACCUGUCCGUCUACAGUGUGGAUCAUGACGUCGAGCGAGGUGCUGCCCCGCCCGAUUACGAUACCAUUCUGCUGGAUCCGCCCCCCUACGAUAAGCUGGAAAAGUAUCUGCUCAUUGAUGAACCGCCCCCCUCGUAUGCGGCCUCAGUGGCCUCGCUAGAGGGGGCCCACAUCUGAAUCGCGACCUUCGGCGACCGAACGGCGCCGAAAGCAAGAUCUUGUAACUUCUGCUUCUCAAUAAUAAACCCAAAGCUAACCGCCCGAGACGAUCACGUCUUGGAAAUACAGAAACAA
Messenger RNA from Uranotaenia lowii, 804 nucleotides. RefSeq lists its product as uncharacterized. Bases 271 to 687 code for a protein of 138 amino acids. NCBI's taxonomy places the organism in Eukaryota, Metazoa, Arthropoda, Insecta, Diptera, Culicidae. The transcript is spliced from 2 exons. The record is from RefSeq and is a predicted model, not a curated record.